AUCAAAAUUUGGAUUUCUUGUCAUCUAAAUGUCAUUUUAGGCCAAAAUUUGCCCAAAAAUUAAAACUACUUUAUUUUCGACAAAAUUUGGCUCAAUUAACAAGAAAAGUAUGCUGAACAUGAUGGUAACUUCAAAAUUUGGAUUUUUUGUCACCUAAAUGUCAUUUUAGGCCAAAAUUAGCCCAAAAAUUAAAACUACUUUAUUUUCGACAACAUUUGGCACAGUUAACAAAAAAGGUAUACUGAACAUGAUAGUGACAUCAAAGUGUUAAUUUUUUGUCACCUAAAUGCCGUUUAAGACCAUAAACGUUUCAAUCGCGCCACUGUAACCAUGAAUGAUAGGCUGUAUUUUUUGUUAGCAGAAAUUGUAGAAUUGGGUCGCAUUGUCGAUGUUUCAUAGUUGUGCAUUUUUAAUAGCGAGAUAGUUUAUGCAGCGCCUGCAUCUUGUUUACAUUAAUAACCAUCAACUUUAGAUAAAAAAAAAGUCAUUCGUCGUCAAUACUAAAAGCAUGUCCAUUGAAAUCCUCUUGUACAGUAGCAACACGAAAAAAUUGGCGGAUGGCGAAAAAGUUAAUUUUGGCGGGGAAUUUAAUUUGGCAGGCACCGCCAAAUUUUCAUUCUACCAAAAUCUCUGCCCUUAGGUAUCAAAUGAUAUAAAAACGUUUUAUCAUUAUAAAAUAUUUUUUAGUGUCAUGGCAUAUUUGAAAAGAUACAGAAAAAAUAUUGCUGAAGUGAACAAACUUGCAAGAAGCAGUGAUAGCGAUGAUGCAGUUGAAACUCACAGGGAAGGGGGAAAUCAAAUUUUUGAAGAGUGUUACAUUGAAAGCAAUUCAUGUAGCAUGGACUGUGAUAUUGACUCAACUGAUACUGUAAAUGACAGUGGCAGUAGUAGUGAUGAAGAGUGGUUAAGUGAUGCAAUGGGAAACAUCACAUUAUCGGAAGAACUUGCGUCAUGGGCAGUGCGAAAUAGAGUUACAAGAAAUUCUGUUAAUGAACUUUUGGACAUCUUGAGAAAAAAUGGGCAUACUCUCCCAAAAGAUAGUCGCACUCUUCUCAAGACACCAAGAAACGUGAACACAGAUUCAAUCUGUGCGGGAAAAUAUGUUUACUUGGGCAUAGAAAAUGGAAUAAGACGAAUGCUUCUUAACAAUCCGAACAUCACCGUAACAGAAUAUAUCAAGCUUGCAAUAAAUAUAGAUGGAAUACCUUUAUAUAAGUCAUCAAGCACCCAAAUUAAUGCAUGCCUGGCAUAUGCAAGCAUACGUUUACUAAUUUAUUUGAAGAUAUAACUUUUGAUUCAAUAACCAUUUAAAUUUUUUGCUAUUUUGCUUUCAUGUGCACCAGUUAUGCUUGACACAUACAGGUGGUUGGAGCAUGCUGACAGGCUGCCUUAUAAGAGGGCGUGCCUGGCACAUGCAAGCAUACUUAUAGCAAUCUAUUUGAAGAUAUAACUUUUGAUUCAAUAACCAUUUAAAAUUUUUGCUAUUUUGCUUUCAUGUGCACCAGUUAUGCUUGACACAUACAGGUGGUUGGAGCAUGCUGACAGGCUGCCUUAUAAGAGGGCGUGCCUGGCACAUGCAAGCAUACUUAUAGCAAUCUAUUUGAAGAUAUAACUUUUGAUUCAAUAACCAUUUAAAAUUUUUGCUAUUUUGCUUUCAUGUGCACCAGUUAUGCUUGACACAUACAGGUGGUUGGAGCAUGCUAACAGGCUGCCUUAUAAGAGGGCGUGCCUGGCAUAUGCAAGCAUUUAUAGCAAUCUAUUCGAAAACAUUGUGACAAAAAAAUAUAUAGCUGAAGCUAAAUAUCAAGUAUUUAGUAAUUCUUAGUUAUAAAUCAUCAUAUUUAAAAAGCUGCAUGUUUUGUUCCAAAGCCCAUGUAAAUUCUUUUAAUUUGUUUUGACUUAAAAAAUCCAACUUUUCAUGAAAAAGGCAUAUUGACUAAAAUUUAAUCCCGCGAAAUAUCUGAACUCGAUCGAUUCGCAAAAAAUUGUGACAUUUAAGUACUUGAAAGACAUUCAUAACUAUGCAGAAGUGAAAAUGCUGAUAAAUAAACGUAGAGGAUUGAAAACUUAUGAUUGUAUUGUCUGCUUGAAGGUUCCUUCAAUACAUUUUGUGCACCUGUGGAAUUCUAUUAAAAAAUAGAGUGCUUGCUUGCUUGAUAAAUUACAAUUCUUACACUAAAAUUAUAACAAAAAUAAGAAAAUUAACUUGGUGAUCACUACUUGCUUUAUACCAGAGACCUGCACACACCACUAGUAUUAUGUAUAUAUACAAAUUAGGUUAAAACUUAGUUAUUAAACUUGUAAUUAUUGCAAAGAGCUGGAAAAAGAUUGAGAUUUUCUAUCAGCCAACUUCAUGCCUCAUUCGACAGUCUUACAAUCCGGUAUUUGAUCUUGUCAUGUUAAGUCAAUAUUUAAAUCCUUAAUUCCCUUGAGUAACCAUUGUUUUAUAUUAGCUAUAUUUGAAUAAAAUGAGUUGGAGCCGAGCAAUAUGGUUGGAAAACAAACAAGAAGAAGAAGGUACAAUACCAACAGUUUGGAUAAAAAAUAAUUUAGUCUACUGGCCAAGUUUUUUGAAUGUCGAGAAGGCAGCUGCAGAAUUAAAAGAACCUACAGCAUUAUGGCACAAAUUUCCACUAGUCCGAGUUAAAAUUACAGGAGAUAGAAAACUAUGUGAGGAGUUUGAUUUCACGGAGGCAGAAACGGAUGACGAAGAAGUCAUCACAAAAAAACAAAGCUCGCCGUCUUGUGAUGUAUUGUUUACAAAAAGUAUGAUUGAAUGAAUAGUUUACGGAAUGCGGCCCCGCAGCCUAAUGGACUCGCAACUAUAUAUUAAAUGCGCUUACGAUGUCGAUUGUUUUACGUUUAUUCCACUUUCAUUAUAGAAUCAUGAAUAAUGAAGUAAUGUCGGCACUCAACAUGAAAGGGAAGGGAAAAAGUGAAAAGGUUGGGUUUGCAAGGAUGAACUUAUAUAAAGCUGUUGUCGGUUAGUAAAAAAAUCCUAUUCCUAAUAUUCAAUUUAUAUAUGUGCUUGUAAGCGUUUUAGUUUGUUGUUGUUAAUUUAUUUAUUGUCGGUUAAAAUAUGUACAAAUAAAUACAAUAGCUCUUAUUAAAGUGCUAAUCCAAACCGACAAGUUUGUAUUAAGUUUUUCCCGCCAUUUCGAGGGGUCGACGUUCAGGGGGAAAAAUACACAUUAAUCUGAGGAAAUCUAUUUGUCCAGCUGUUGUACUGUAAACUACCUCCAUCAAUAUGUGAUAAGAAUUUUGUUACGUUGUAGAAACUGUUAUCAAACAUCAAAAGAAUGCGACAGAAGGAGAAGUUCGUGCGUGUACGGCAUCAAUCCUUAAAUAUGCACCUGAUAGAUGUGGAGGAGCGGGAAGAACUAAUGCCGAAGAAAAUUAAAUCGAUUAAUUUUUAAAUAAUUUACAACUUUUAUAUCAGAGAGGAUUAUAAAUUUUUCAAGCGCCGUAAUAAAUUCUUCUAGCUUAUAUUAAUUUUGAUUGGGUGGCAGAAAAUUAGAAUGGCAAAAUGUUAAAGUGAUUUUAGCUCAACAAUUUUUAGUGUUUCUACUAGAGAUCGGACUUGUGACUAGUAAAAGUAUGGAAUAUGCAUGAGUGGGUGCUUUUUUUAAGGAAAUACAGUGCUAAUAUAAUAUUCAUUAUAUUUUUAUUGUAAUUUUCAACCUCGAUUCCUGGACUUCUUGCACCUGGUGAGGACGGUGGCUUUUCACACUUUUUAUAAAGUAUAGCAUCAUGAUCGUAUUUAUUCGCAUCUGGUAUCCUUAACAAACACCCUUGUAUUCAACUCUGACUUCAUUAAGAAAACAUACUUUUUCUCUAACCAAUGCUUGAUUAAAGACUUCGGUGCAACAGUUUUGCUUGACACUUUAGGUGAUUUGAGCAUACUAACAGGCUGCCUUAUCAGGAGGCGUGCCUGGCACAUGAAAUCGCAGCUAUAAAUUUGCAAAUACUGCACGUUUAACAACCUCGUCAUUGCUGCGUUACAUUUUUUGCAUUGGGUUGGAACGCUGGAGAUUCUCACAUAGUACCAGUUGUGAAUACUUGAAAUAUCGUUUUUAUAUUUUGUAUUAUAAAACUCCGUUAAGUUUCAUUUAGGAAGUUUUCAGCGGAGAAGUUGUAUAUACUGCCGAUGUUUAUAAUAAAAAAAUGACAUAUCGUAGAAA
Molecule: messenger RNA, 4181 nt
Organism: Hydractinia symbiolongicarpus
Lineage: Eukaryota; Metazoa; Cnidaria; Hydrozoa; Anthoathecata; Hydractiniidae
Exons: 2
Coding region: 692-1288 (198 amino acids)
Source: RefSeq, a predicted model, not a curated record